AGCAGCAGUCACCUUCCAACCCCUGCGCCUCUUUUCUCCAGUGCAGGACAGAGAGGAGGACCGACGACAGGGAGAGACAUCUGGACAUCUUAAGGUCUCUCACUGUCUCUCUCCCUUCUCCCUCUGCUGCCUGCUAUUGGAGCUUUUUCUUUUCUUUUCGUUUUUUUUUUAACACAGCGGUAGCUCCGCAGAGGCAGACCCGCCUGUGCGAGCGUCAGAGUCGGGCAGAGCUGCGCUGCGUCCCCGGGUGCUGUGGUGAUGAGGCUGUUGGUGCACGGAGCCAACCAGCGUUGAAGAAAGAGCUCAGCUGCAGCAGAAAAAGAAGAGCACGAGCAGAAGAAGUGGAGAGUGUGCGAGAAGUGUUGUCAGCUAUCAUUUCCACUAUAAGGAUGCAUCUUCUCAGUGCCAUGUUCCUACUUGUGAUGUCAGCUGUCAUGCCUUGCCAGGCGCUGUACCCGAGCCCGGAGGAAGGCUGGCAGAUCUACAGCUCGGCGCAGGGCGCAGAUGGGAAGUGUAUCUGCACGGUGGUCGCGCCGGCCCAGAACAUGUGUAACCGCGACCCACGCAGCAGGCAACUCCGCCAGCUCAUGGAGAAGGUCCAGAACAUAAGCCAAUCCAUGGAGGUGCUAGACCUGCGGACCAACAGGGAUCUCCAGUACGUGAGGGAGACUGAAGGAAUGAUGAAGGUGGUGGAUGGAAGGCUCAAGGUGGCCUCGGAGAAUCCCCGAAGUCUCAAUCCAAAAGGCUUUCAGGAGUUAAAAGAUAAGGUGGGAGAGCUCGUCCGUCGCCUCCCGGUGCUGGAACAGUACAAAUCCGACACCAAGAUGAUCCUGCGCCUGCGAGAGGAGGUGCGGAACCUGUCCUUGGUACUGAUGGCUAUCCAGGAGGAGAUGGGCGCCUACGACUACGAGGAGCUGCGCCAGAGGGUCCUGCUGCUGGAGACUCGCCUUCACUCCUGCAUGCAGAAGCUGGGUUGCGGGAAGCUCACCGGCGUCAGUAAUCCCAUUACGGUGCGAGCGUCUGGGUCCAGGUUCGGCUCCUGGAUGACAGAUACGAUGAUCCCCAGCUCUGACAACAGAGUGUGGUCCAUGGAUGGUUACUUCAAGGGGCGUAGAGUCUUGGAGUACCGCACUAUGAGUGACUUCAUGAAGGGCCAGAACUUUGUCCAGCACCUUCUCCCGCACCCCUGGGCAGGGACGGGCCAUGUGGUCUACAACGGCUCGCUGUACUACAACAAGUACCAGAGCAACAUCAUCAUCAAGUACCACUUCCGCUCUCGGAGCGUGCUGGUGCAGCGCAGCCUGAGCGGCGCCGGCUACAACAACACCUUCCCCUACUCCUGGGGCGGCUCCUCCGACAUUGACCUGAUGGCUGACGAGAACGGGCUGUGGGCGGUUUACACCACCAUCCCCAAUGCGGGGAACAUCGUCAUCAGCCGCCUGGAGCCGCAGACUCUGGAGGUGCUGCAGACGUGGGACACUGGCUUCCCCAAGCGCAGCGCCGGCGAGUCCUUCAUGAUCUGCAGCACGCUAUAUGUCACCAACUCCCACCUGGCCGGUGCCAAGAUCUACUUUGCCUACUACACCAACACGUCCAGCUACGAGUACACAGACAUCCCCUUUCAUAAUCAGUACUCACAUAUCUCCAUGAUGGACUACAACCCCAGGGAGAGGGUCCUCUACACCUGGAACAAUGGACAUCAGGUGCUCUAUAACGUCACACUGUUCCAGGUUAUUAAGACUUCUGGGGAUUGAGAGCCCAUCUUAGACUGACUACAACAGAUGCUGUAUACAAUGUUGGGGGGAGGGGCUAGAGGGUAUAAGUUGAGGUGAGGGGUAUUUACGUGUCAGUGGGCUUGUAUUUUUUAUGACAUCUUCAUAGAGUGCUAUUAUUCACAAAACACAGCAAGGUCGGUAACAGUACAGAAAAGAUUGAGCAUUUCUGUUUUCUUUUUGUGAUGAGUAAGCAUGGUUCAUUUUAGUUGUGAUGAGAAAUAAAUAUCAGUCUUUAACAUUUAUCACCUUGUGGUUCUUUGUACUGCCGCUCAUGCAAAAGCAAUAGGCUUCUUCCACUGAUGUCGAAAAGGAGCAUAUCCAUUGUUUGUAACCAAUAAUAAUCUUCGUAAUUAUUUUUAUCCAAGAGGAGACUGAGGGCAAAGGGAAAAUGGACAAAGCGGAGACUGCGCAGCGAAAGGCUCUGUCCCAUACUGCCGUUUAAUGAUUCUAUCUAAAUAUUUACGUCAGACAGUGUCAUAUGGUGGCAACUUCAGAUUUUUGGGCCAUGGAUGGUAGAUAGAACAGCCUGAGCAACGUCCAAAUACAUCUCAGAAAUGACUGCUGUAUAAGUGUAAAUUAUGUCUUCAUCAUACUUGUCAACAAUUGCAUUUCAAAAUACGUGAGAAAAAGAAAAAAACGAAGUUUUUAAGAGCCAAUAAGAAGCUAUAAAGGAACUCACAACAAGCUUGUCAACCCAUCACAAAUCGCACAAGGUCAUCUUAGAUUGAAGGCUAAAAUCAUCACACAGCAACUUAACACUCAAAAUGUAGCUACAAAAUACAGUAUAUUUCUUACAAAGUAAUUUCUUUAUUCCCAUAAUAUUUUCUCAUAA
This is a messenger RNA of Dunckerocampus dactyliophorus (ringed pipefish), 2607 nucleotides long. It is a transcript of the gene olfm2a, whose product is annotated as olfactomedin 2a. Bases 390 to 1754 code for a protein of 454 amino acids. The record is from RefSeq and is a predicted model, not a curated record. NCBI's taxonomy places the organism in Eukaryota, Metazoa, Chordata, Actinopteri, Syngnathiformes, Syngnathidae. Gene Ontology annotation, biological process: signal transduction. The transcript is spliced from 6 exons.